UGUUUUUAAUAUGAGUGUUUAAGUUUUCUUUUUGACAUACAUUUAAAUCAGCAGGCUCAAGUUGUAGUCUUUCUUGGCGUAGUAAAAAAAGAAGUCUCUCUACAAUAAAAUGCUGUGCUGUUACAAGAGAAAGUUUUCUCAGUACAGGAAGAUAGCAUUUCUUUUUUUUUUGAAAACAGUAUUUCAUACUCUGAAACAUUUUGUCCCAUGUUGUUUGUUAAAGAGGAUGGCAUUCCCUGUGGAUAUGUUGGAUAAUUGCAGUCAUGAGGAACUGGAAAAUUCUGCUGAGGAUUUGUCAAAUGUAGGCUUUGUACUUCUCCAUGAAAAUCCGGAAUGUUUUUCUCUUCUCAAUAUUACGAUUCCUAUUAGCCUGUCAAAUGUAGGCUUUGUACCUCUCUAUGGUGGAGAUCAGACCCAGAAAGUUCUUGCUCUUUUUGCACCUGAGGACUCACUCACAGCUGUGGCACUUUACCUUGCUGAUCAGUGGUGGGCUAUUGAUGAUAUUGUGAAAACAUCUGUCCCUUCAAGAGAGGGGCUUAAGCAGGUGAGAACUCUUGGGGAGAGAGUGGUUCUGUAUGUUCUGAAUCGAAUUAUUUAUAGAAAGCAGGAAAUGGAGAGAAAUGAGAUCCCAUUCCUGUGUCAUAGCAGUACUGAUUAUGCUAAGAUUCUGUGGAAGAAAGGAGAGGCCAUUGGGUUUUAUUCAGUUAAGCCUACAGGAAGCACGUGUGCCUCAUUUCUUACCCAAAGCUACCAACUGCCAGUUCUGGAUACAAUGUUUGUAAGAAAGAAAUAUCGAGGCAAAGACUGUGGGCUUCACAUGCUGGAGGACUUUGUUGAUUCCUUCACAGAAGAUGCACUUGGCUUGCGGUAUCCUCUGACCUCGCUCAUGUACAUAGCUUGCAACCAGUACUUUGAAAAAUAUCCAGGAGACCAUGAACUCCUUUGGGAAGUUGAAGGUGUUGGACACUGGUACCAGAGAAUACCAAUCACCAGAGCAUUACAAAGAGAAACACUUAAAAUUACAGCAGUUUCUCAAAAUGAAGCUAAAAGAUCUACAUCUGGAGAAUACGGUCUUGCCUCUGUUCCAGAAUAUGAAGCACGAACUGAAGACAGUCAGUCUAGUGAGAUGCAGCUAACUAUUGAUUCUCUAAAAGAUGCCUUUGCAAGUACUUCUGAAGGUCACGAUAAAACACCUGUUUCCACUCGUACUCGAAGUAGCCAUCUAAAGCGGCCAAAGAUUGGAAAGCGGUUUCAGGAUUCUGAGUUUAGUAGUUCUCAAGGGGAAGAUGAAAAGACUCCUCAGACUUCUCCCACAGCUUCAGUGAACAAAUUGGAGUCUACUGCACGCACAUCAGAGAGCUCGGAAGAAUUCUUGGAAGAAGAACCCGCACAGAGUGUGAUUGAAUUUGAGGAUGAAAGUAGUGAUAAAGAUGUUCAACCAGCACCAGAAACCCAGCCAGGCCUGGAAAAGCAAGAAGGUGAAAAGGAAUCUGCACUAGAGCCUAUGAAUGGUGAGAUAGUAGAUGAUACUCUUAAGACUUCACUCGUAACAGAAGAGGAGGACUCCACUAGUGAAGUUUUAGAUGAAGAAUUAAAAUUGCAGUCUUUUAGUUCCAAUGAAGACUCUACGAAUCUUGCGCCACUGGUGGUAGACUCUUCACAACCCCUUGAGGGUGUUGCCCCGGAUAAGGUUUCACAUGCCACUGACUCAGAAACGUUGCUGGACGAAGGUCCGUCUGAUGACAAGGGGCACACCGAGGAGAAGCUGCCUCUGGCUUCAAGGAAGAAGGCACAUUUUGGGAGUUCAGACAGUGUGGCUACUCUCCCAAAUGAAGAAAGGUCCGACAGUGCUUUUCCAAACUCUGUGAUUGCUGAAUUUUCUGAGGAAUCGAUCCCUGAAAAUGUGUCACCCAACACUACCGCCUCAUUGGAAGACCAGGGUGAGGAGGGGGUGGCCGAGCCCCAGGAAUCAUCUGCAGCUCUGCCUCAGAGCUCUCUGAUAGAGGUUGAACUUGAAGAUGUGCCGUUUUCACAGAAUGCAGGACAGAAGAACCUGUCAGAGGAGCAGUCUGAAGCGUCUUCUGAGCAGCUGGAUCAGUUGACACAGUCAACAGAAAAGACGGUGGACAGCAGCUCCGAGGAGAUAGAAGUGGAGGUGCCUGUGGUUGACAGGCGGAAUUUAAGGAGAAAGGCCAAAGGGCACAAGGGGCCUGCAAAGAAGAAAGCCAAGUUGACCUGAGUGAGGAAGACGUGCAGAUGAUAAAACCUCUUCUUUGCAAACAAGUUGUUUUUACAAUAUGGCGAUGAAUAAAUGGCAUGGGGCCCAGGACAAAAAUUCCAAAUUUUCAAGUUGAACUUAUUUAUGAUGCUGCUUUCCCUCCCCGGUAGAUCUUAGGAUUCACUGUUCUUUUUAAUUUUUCAGGCUAUUUUUGUGUAAAUACAAUUUUUUUUAUUUCUAUUAACCAUGUUUCAAUUUUGGGAAACCAGAUCAUACUAUAUUUUCUUUAGCAGUUGGAGAUACCUGACCAUUAUAAUUUCAGAAAAUAGAAAUUUAAAAACUAUGAAAGUAGUAGGGCUUCCAUCAAUUGUAAGGAUCACAGACAUCUUUUAUACUAAGGGUUUUAAUAGUAAUCUUGGUGAAGGUUCUAAAAGUUUUAAAUUUUGAAACUAAUCAUGAUUUUUUAAAAUGUAGGCUUGAUUAAACAAAAAUGAUAGUAAAUUAGGGUCAAAGUAAUUUCAACCAAAUGAGAGCACAGAUUCAGAAAUUUAUGGUCAAAGGUUUACGAAGGUGGUAUUUUUAAUCUCUUAGUUGCAGGUGCAGUUUCUUCCUUUGACUUCUGUAUCUGUUGAAAAAUACAAACAUAAUCUGUUUCCACUUCACUCUUGAUAAUAUCUGAUGUUAACAGUACUGCUUGGGAUUUAACUCUAGUGUGUAGGCACUAGCAUAUUUAAAAUUUCUUUUGAAGCUGGGGGUUGUAUUUUCGUUCUCACCCGAUUAACAUGUAUACUUCAGAAGUAUGAGAACCCUUCUUAAAGGGUUCUCCUUAAUCCUGACACUGCCUUUAUUCUAGAAUCUUGUUUAUAUUCCCCUCAGCUUUUGUCCACUUCCCUAACUGACGGAGUGAUUCCUGUCAAAAGAUCUCUCUGCCUGCCUUCCAGCUUGUGCCCUUGGCUUCCAUUUUUGGUAAGUUUAGAACCGCGCCCCAGUCUUAGGCCUAGAUGGCAGGAGUAGGUGGCCCUAGGAGCUGUAGUUGCAAGAGUCUUGUCCCUUUGAGCUUGCUCACCCUUGAUUUGUUCUGUGCAGAGAAGCGACAGGCUAACCUGUGUAGACAUUGUGUGGCCACAGCAAAGGCCUUUGCCUGGGAAAACUAGAAACAAAAAAUUGAAAAACACACCCUCAAUUGUUUAUUUUUGUUUAGUAAUUUAUUUAAAAGUGAACAAAAUGGUCAUUCAAGUCCAAAGAGAAUCUUAAAACAGUCCUAUUCUUUGAAAGUAUUAUGUGUGCUCAAAUUUUCAUUUAAGUUUGAGAAUGCUUUGAGACUAGAUUCUUUUUAAAACUGCUUGGUCCUUACAUGAAAAAAAAAUGUGUUAUGAUUUUGUGUCAUUAUUUGAGGAGUUAAGGAUUGAUGUUGAAGGUUUAUUCAGUCUAUAGUCAGGUGAUACUAAAUUUUAUUUUGGGCUGUUGGCAUUUUAGGAAGAUUUAAAGUUGAGGUAAAAUCAUUAGUAGGCAAAAUAGCAAACCCUCCUUACUCAUGUAAAAAUUUAAAUACUGUGUCCCCUACAUUUUCUUUCAUUAUGUUCAGAGUUAGCCUAGAUUAUUCCAUUCUAAAUGAAAAUUAAGCACUUUGGCCAUUUGUUUUCUCAACAAAUGCUAGUCAAGUGAAAGGAUAAGUUACUAAUACUAGUGUAUGUAUUGAACGUUUAUGCUGUUUUAUACUUUUUGUGAGAAAUUUUUGUUAAUACCAGAGUGAGGGAAAUAGAUUCAGUAAAUUCUUUAACGUUUCCAUUUUUAAUUUCUUAAAAGAUUUAAAAACCUAACAUUUACUUUUUUUACUUGGAUUCUUCUUUGUUCUUUAAAAUACUUUUCUUUAAAAAGAUGUAGUUUAAGACUGAGCUCACUGACAUCUUUUGAUGUGUGAAUGUAGUUGCUGAGUUCACAGAAAAGAAAUGGAUAUUCGUAUGUGAUCACUAAGGACUCGCUAUAUAAAUUUAUACUUAAAUUUGUUUGGCUUAUUCUUAAACCAUAAGUGCAUUUUAAUCAAGUUUCAAAACUUUUUGUUCACACAAGAAAGAUUUUGUCACAUAUUAUCUCUAACAGAAAAUGUUAUUUUGGAGUUUAUAGGUAGCAGAGGGAAAAAGUUAAAUCGCAUGGAAAAAAUCUAACUCAUAUGGAAAAAACCUAACUUUCACGUUCAGUAACAAUGAGUUUCUAUGCUCAGUGAGUGAGUAUAGAAUUUAUAACAAAAUUUAUCCUCAGUUAGGACUCUAAAUAAAACUUAAUAAGAUUACUUGUACUUUUUGCAAAAGGCAUUAGAAAAACAGAAUUACAGAGGACUGAAAUCUGAUUUCAACCAGGUAGUUGAGUGUCCAGUCACAUUCUAUAGUUCUUUGUGAAAUGCUUUUUUCUGUUUAGAAGUCUUUAUUUGUGAAGGGAGUUCACUGCAGUUUGUGUAAAUACAUAUAUAUUUCCUUGUGUAAUAUAAAGCAGACAGUUAUUAGCAAAGUUUUAGUCCUACUUUCAAGUUUAUUCAAUUGCUAGACAUCACAGAAAUAUAUUGAAGAGUUUAUUAUAAAGUUCCUCUACAACUUUGAAGUGAGAGGGUCUAUUAUGAUUUUUUUAUAAAAUCAAAAAUAGCAUGACAGAAUGUCAAUCUUCUACUACUUAAAAAUGUGUCUAUAUUCAUGGUGUUUCCACUCAGUGCAGAGAAUUAUCAUGGCAAGGAUAAAAACUACUAGUGAUUAAUGGUUCACUUUUAGCUGACCACCAGAACACCACCUAAAAUGGUUUCAGUGACUUUAGAAAACUAUUUUGAAAGCUUAUGACUGCAUCAAGUUGAGUGUUUUAUCUGGCACCUAAAUAUCUGCUCUUACACUCUGCUUUACCCAUAGGGACUACCUUCUAAGGUUUGGUCACACCAGCAAACUGAGACAGAUCUUAAUGUAAAUAAAGAAUUUAUACUAAUAUUCCUCAGCUGUUUAACAGUGUUUUAGAAAUUUCUGCCUUGUUUGUCCACUAGUAGCAAUACUGUGUUUAAAGUGUUAAUCCAGUCUUUCAUGGGUGUGAUUAGUUAGUAAUGUUUAUGCUUCUGUUCACAUACUUAGUAUCAAGCUUUAUUUGUACAAGAUAGUUAACUUGCUUAUUUUUGGUUGUGAAAAAUAAGCAAACUUCAGCUCUGUAUCCAGUGCUUACCUUUAGUUGAUUUUGUUUCACCCUCCAAAACUUGUCACUCACUCAUUCCCCAUUUCUAUUAGUGGCAAAAUCAUUGGUUAAAAUCUGAUUGUAAGGUAGGUUCCACUUAUGUUAUCUUGAAGUAAUUGUAUCAUACUGGAUAGUCAUUCCCAAGAAACUAGCCUUUCUUUUCCUAAGUGUUUGUGUGUUCCAAAACUUCUACCUACUGUUUAUAUAACUUAGGAAAGAUGUUACAUUAUUCAGAAUAGCAAGACUUAUUACUCAAGUACUUAUGUUUGUUUUCUUAGUAGUUUUUUUUUUUUUUUCAAUUUUAACAGUAGUAACUAAACCUAUAUUUUGUGAUUGUUUAUGUUUUGAAAUUCCUUCCCUUUUCCCUAAUUUCAUUGGUGAAGAUGUGUUUAGAUACUGGAUUUGUUUACACUGAUUUUGUUAAAGCCACAAUUAAUCACAUUGGUUGUACUUUCAAGACAGACUUUAAAAAAAAAUAAACAGAAUUGAAAACAAUUAACGUGAUUAUAAAUUAAUACAAUAUAUAAACACCCUAAAGCUCAGUCACAAACAUACUCAGAUCACAGAUGUGCUUUUGACUAAAACAUGACCUUCUUAAUGUAAUCUAAGUAACUGCAAACACUUAUUUGCCUUUAAGGGCAUUAGUGCAGUCUUUUUACCAUUCUAAAAAUAUAAAUAUACUACCCUAAGUUUAGAAUAUA
This is a messenger RNA of Odocoileus virginianus texanus, 6120 nucleotides long. The record is from RefSeq and is a predicted model, not a curated record. NCBI's taxonomy places the organism in Eukaryota, Metazoa, Chordata, Mammalia, Artiodactyla, Cervidae.